AUGACUGUCGCUUCCAUGGAUGCUCCCGACCAAGACCUGGACUUUGAUGACAGCAAUCUUGAUCAACUACCGCAAUCCACUCUGCAGAACUUGGAGCUGAACGCCAUCUCAUCCACCCAGCGAGAGGUCGCCGCCCGCAGGCAAUGGCAAUACCAGCAGACGACCAAACCUCUUCGAUUGACUCGUCCGAGUCUGCCACCCGUGACUGCUCCUGCCGUAACCACUGUCUCGUUCAAUGGCCCAGCGUCUCCGGAAUCUGACUAUGGGCUCGACGAUAACGAUGACGAAGAAGUCCUCGACUUGAACGCCGACACGACAGUCUAUCAGCCUCAACUACACCACAACUAUGCUCAGCCUGCAAACGAUAAUACAAACUACCUCCCUACUGAGGUCAAUUUAACACACGAUGCUCCACCGCACUACGAUCAGCUCAGUCACGCCGCCCCUACGCUUCAGCCCGGCGACACGACAGCUAUUGACGCCCACAUCAAAAAGGUGCGCAUUGCCUUGUGUCAUGCAUUCUAUAUCGCUGACACGCCUUUCGCAGNNCUCGAGGCCGAACUCGACUCUUUUCGCUUGGCCCUGCAGAACGCAAACGAUGAAAAGCAAAGACAAAAUGGAGAGCUAUCUAUACUCCGCGCAAGACAAAAGAAACUUGCCGAAGAUUACGAACUUCAAUUGCAGGCUUUGAACCAGUCGCACGCUGAUGAUGCCGCAAAGCAAAAGGCCGAUCUGGAUGCAAAGAAANAAGAGAUUGAAGCCUAUGAAACAAACAAUCGUUUCCUAGAGCAUGAUCUAGCUCAGGCUCGAGACGAAAGGGCAAAAAGGCUCAAGCCCACUAGAACCAACACGGGUAGACUCACGCGUCAGCCCUCGCAGUCUUUGCCUUACCGCGAUGGCUUUGAUGACAACGAGAUCGUGACCUUAUCUCCUUCGAAACCGAAGGAUAGAUCCAAAUCUUCCACUCCCAAGGUAGGCGAGAAGCGCAAGAGGAACGCUGCUGUCAGCCCUGCUCCUCAUCUUCAAUUAAAUGCCCAACCCUCUAUAUCCUCCUCGCCAGCUCUGAAUGUCGCCGAAUCAACACCAAUCUUCGAGGAGUUGGUUCGACCACAAGAUGAUUCGCGAUUUCAGGUAGAUCUUGUGCAAGUCCUAGCUUCAGCUCUCGAAGCUGACUUUGAACAGAUGAUUCGUCGUCUCAUGAACCAUCGGCCAUCAAAUUCUCGAGAACGAGUCUUAGAGACAUUAAGUCGGCUCGCUUUUCCAUCUUUGCCGGGACAAUCCAUAUCUGGUCUCAUUACCGAAGGCUUGUCCCAAUUCAUUGCUGUGAACGAAGACGACGGUUUCUGGGUCUAUGCCUGCAAUCUACUUUCAGACCUAUGGGAGAGAUGUUUACAUGACAAGAUGUACACGCCGAUCUACCUGAUUCUGGAUCUGUACGAGUUCAUCCUAGCCAUGUCUGCUGAGCCUCCUAAACUCUCACUAAUUGAACGCUUCCUUCCACUCGCAACCAAAACAAUCGACCUGGUUGCGCUGCCGCGAGUGCGCCUCCACACGGGCGCUCAUGUAGACCAACAUCUUCUCGAUUGCAUUGACGUAGAUCAGAUUCUGACCCUGAUGCAUAGUAUGGCAUUCGACGUCAGCCUCAAUGCGGAAUCUUGUCAAGUGUUCUGGAAGAAGAUGGAGUUUGACUUCACUUUGAUGAUGCUAAAUAAGAGUCAACCGCUUCCGCAGAUCAUGCUGGUUCUCCAGAUGCUAGGGAGCUCUGCUAUGCCAGAGUCGUUCAGUAUCAUUGCGGAUGAUCCAGAGAAGCAGUCUACCUUGGAGGGCCAUACUAUCGACCGCCUUACAACAUUGCUUUUCGAGAGACCCGAGGCUCCUCUAGGAGAGACACCAUACGAGGACAACGAAGUCGCGGUCUUACAGAUCGAGACAAUACGGGUCUUGAGUUCACUUGCUGUCACCAAGCAUGGAAGCGAAGUACUCGCUCGACACCGCACAGCGAUUGGUCGACUCGUCCGACUAUUGCAUGUUUCGGUCACCAAGCUCUACGAUCUCCCUCUCACGACUCAUAAUAUUCUCGCUGAAACAAGCGAGUCAUCUAGCUUCAGCACGAUCCACGAAUACACCACUAGUUUGAUCAAUCUGACAGUCCGCCUGCUGUAUCAUUUGUUGAUGAAUUACAGCGACAUGAUCAAUCUCCGUGAGAAGCUCAUGGUAAUACCUGGGGGACAUCACAAGUUUUUGGUAUCUUUGACAAGGCUCGCCUUUUCGGAACAGUUGGUGUACGAAGCUGGGCUUGACAAUGAGGCUCUCGACGCUGCGCAUGAAAUCUUGGAUGGAAUUUUGAGCCCUGAAGAAGGUGAAGCGGUCGUACAAGCCAUCGAGACGCCUAGAGGGCCAAACGGGACGAGGAUGUCUACUUGCAGUUGA
Molecule: messenger RNA, 2430 nt
Organism: Aureobasidium musti
Lineage: Eukaryota; Fungi; Ascomycota; Dothideomycetes; Dothideales; Saccotheciaceae
Source: the annotation of a GenBank genome assembly